This is a messenger RNA of Botrytis fragariae, 963 nucleotides long. Its product is annotated as putative myb family transcription factor protein. NCBI's taxonomy places the organism in Eukaryota, Fungi, Ascomycota, Leotiomycetes, Helotiales, Sclerotiniaceae. The transcript is spliced from 2 exons. The record is from RefSeq and is a predicted model, not a curated record. The coding region runs from base 1 to 963 and encodes 320 amino acids.
AUGCCAAAGGAACAGCGUUCAUUCAAAGCUAUGGAUUACUAUCGAUCACCACCUCUCACCUCGAACAACCUCGUAUAUCCACCCAUCAACUCUCGACCCAUGGCCACACCAUACUAUGAACCACUGCAACAUAGCUACCAGAAUAUGUCCAGCUAUGCAACAGGAGGUCCUGUACAACAACCUCCUUUACCACUUCCAACUCAGCAUUAUGUGCAGAGUACUCCAAUGCCACCUUCCAUUCGACCUUCAUCUGGAGCAUGGACACCUAUUGAUGAUCGAACUUUGAUAGCAGCACGGAAGCAGGGAUUGAAUUGGCAACCUAUCCAGGCAACUUACUUUCCAAACAAAUCGGCCAAUGCCUGUCGAAAGCGCCAUGAACGUUUGAUGGAACGAAAGUCUAGUGAUGAUUGGGAUAAUGUCAAAUCCGAGACCCUUGCGAAGCAUUAUAUGGAUAUGCGCAAAGAGAUUUGGUCCGGACUGGCUGCCGCUACUGGGGAGAAAUGGACUGUUGUGGAGCAAAAGAAGUGUAUGUCAACUGGUCUCAAAAAUAUGCAAACAUCUGCCAGAGCUUAUGCUCGCCGCGAACGUAUGAUGGAAGCUGGAGGACAAACUGGAAAUGCACCAUACUCGGACCACAAUGAUUACGAAGUUCACGAAGACAGCGGGAUUAGCAUCAACCUCGACGGCGAUUAUGAUCGAGAUAAUGGCUCAGAAGCUUCUACUAAUGACCCGCUCAAUCAACAACAUUACUCAUAUGCACCACAAGUUCUCUCGGAUGGCCGACCGGAUGGAUAUCCACAGACGGACCGUAAUGAUGGCUACCCACAAUCGGAUCGCAACGACGGCUACCCACAAACCGACCGAAGUCCAUACCACCAAGAUAACCGAGCGUCAUUUCAUUCACGUUUACCUUCUAUGGAUAUGGGCAUCGAUGCUAUUAUUAAUCAACCAUCUGGACUCUAG